Messenger RNA from Polypterus senegalus (gray bichir), 3847 nucleotides. RefSeq names its product myosin 1D (gene myo1d). Gene Ontology annotation, molecular function: actin filament binding; ATP binding; microfilament motor activity. The transcript is spliced from 22 exons. The record is from RefSeq and is a predicted model, not a curated record. Gene Ontology annotation, biological process: vesicle transport along actin filament; actin filament organization. Gene Ontology annotation, cellular component: plasma membrane; myosin complex; vesicle. Lineage: Eukaryota; Metazoa; Chordata; Cladistia; Polypteriformes; Polypteridae. The coding region runs from base 273 to 3287 and encodes 1004 amino acids.
UGGGGAGGUGGGGUCGAAGGUUCAUUGAGAGAGAGAGAGGGGCGUGCUGUCGCCAGAGAGCUGCUGUAACUUCGAGGUGACAGUGUGGCAGGUAGAGAGCGCGGCUGGGAGCGCAGAAGUUGAAGACAGCGAACCAGCGAAGGAAGGAGCGGGGGCGCGCGCGCGCGGGGACGCCGUUUGCGCACGACCGUCGCUCGGACUUCCCGGCGGGCACGCUUGCGCUCCACUCUCAGGCUCGCGAGGAUUCGCUGGGGCUACGACGGCGGCACACGAUGGCCGAACACGAAAGUUUGGAGUUUGGGAAAGCCGACUUCGUCCUUCUGGACACGAUCUCAAUGCCGGAGUUCAUGGCGAACCUCAAACUGAGAUUUGAGAAGAGUCGCAUCUACACCUACAUUGGCGAGGUGGUCGUCUCUGUCAACCCGUACCGCUCCAUGAAUAUUUAUGGCCGGGACACCAUCGAGCAGUACAAGGGGCGAGAGCUUUACGAGCGCCCACCACACCUGUUUGCCAUUGCGGACGCAGCGUACAAGGCCAUGAAGCGCAGGAGCAAAGACACGUGCAUCGUCAUCUCAGGAGAAAGUGGCGCUGGGAAGACCGAAGCCAGCAAAUACAUCAUGCAGUACAUCGCAGCCAUCACCAACCCCGGCCAGAGGGCUGAAGUCGAGAGGGUGAAGAACAUGCUGCUCAAGUCCAACUGUGUGCUGGAAGCCUUUGGCAACGCCAAGACCAACCGCAACGACAAUUCGAGCCGCUUUGGCAAGUACAUGGACAUCAACUUUGACUUCAAAGGCGACCCCAUUGGCGGGCACAUCAACAACUACCUGCUGGAGAAGUCCCGGGUGAUUGUCCAGCAAGAAGGCGAGAGAAGCUUCCACUCCUUCUACCAGCUUGUACUGGGAGGUCCCGAGUCACUCCUACGGUCACUGCACAUCCAGAAGGAUCCCAAGGCCUACGCUUACAUCCAAGUUGGGGGACAGAAGAAGUCCACCAUUAAUGACAGCGCCGACUUCAAGGCCGUGGCAGAUGCCAUGAAGGUGAUUGGCUUCACCCAAGAGGAGAUCCAGACGGUCUACAAGAUUCUGGCUGCCAUCCUGCACCUGGGCAACCUGAAGUUCGGCAGCGAUGGGGACGUCACCCUCAUCGAGAACAGCAAGCUGGCAUCUGUGCUCGGGGACUUGCUGGGCACCAGACAGGAGAACGUCGAGAAGGCCCUGCUGUACCGCACGGUGGCCACGGGCCGCGAUGUCAUCGACAAGCAGCACACGGAGCAGGAGGCCAGCUAUGGACGAGACGCCCUUGCCAAGGCCAUUUAUGAACGGCUCUUCUGCUGGAUUGUGGGGCGCAUCAAUGACAUCAUUGAGGUGAAGGACUUUGAUGUGAAGGUCCAUGGAAAGAACACCGUCAUCGGAGUCCUGGACAUUUAUGGAUUUGAGAUCUUCCAGAACAACAGCUUUGAACAGUUCUGCAUCAACUACUGCAACGAGAAGCUGCAGCAGCUCUUCAUCCAGCUGGUCCUGCGGCAGGAGCAAGAGGAGUACCAGCGGGAGGGCAUUCCCUGGAAACACAUUGAUUAUUUCAACAACCAGGUGAUUGUGGAUUUGGUGGAGCAGCAGCACAAGGGCAUCUUCGCCAUUCUGGAUGAGGCCUGCAUGAAUGUUGGCAAAGUGACCGACGAGAUGUUUCUGCAGGGCCUCAACAACAAGCUCGCCAAGCAUGCCCACUUCUCAAGCCGUAAGCUCUUCCCCACCGACAAGAGCCUGGAGUUUGACCGAGACUUCCGGAUCCGGCACUACGCUGGAGAUGUAGUGUACUCGGUCGUUGGCUUCAUUGACAAGAACAAGGACACUCUGUUCCAGGACUUCAAGCGGCUGCUGUACAACAGCUCCAACCCUGUCCUGAAAAGCAUGUGGCCUGAGGGCAAGCUGAGCAUCACAGAAGUGACCAAGCGGCCACUGACCGCGGCCACCCUCUUCAAAAACUCAAUGAUCGCUCUUGUGGAGAAGCUGGCAUGCAAGGAGCCCUACUAUGUGCGCUGCAUUAAGCCCAACGACCUCAAGUCCCCGCUGCUCUUCGAGGAGGAGCGCUGCCGCCAUCAGGUGGAGUACCUGGGCCUGCUGGAGAACGUCAGGGUGCGGCGCGCGGGCUUUGCUUACCGGCAGACGUACCAGCGCUUCCUUCAGAGAUACAAAAUGAUCUCCACCAUUACGUGGCCAAACCAUGAGCUGCCAUCGGACCGAGAGGCCGUGAAGAAGCUGAUGCAGGCCAGCGGGUUUGAGCAGGACAGCGCCUACGGGAAGACCAAGGUGUUCAUCCGCACACCCCGCACCCUCUUCGCCCUCGAGGACCAGCGAGCUCAGAUGGUGCAGCGCAUUGUGCUCUUCCUACAGAAGAUCUGGAGGGGCACCAUUGCCAGGAUGCGAUACCGCCGCAUGCGCGCCUCCCUCAUCAUCAUCCGCUGUUACCGGCGCUACAAGGUGAAGGCCUACAUCCGGGAGGUGGCCCACCGCUUCCACAAUGUCCGUGACAUGAAGGACUACGGGAAGCACAUCAAGUGGCCGAUUCCCCCUCGAGUGCUUCGCAAGUUUGAAGAGGCGCUUCAGGGGCUCUACAGCAGGUGGCGGGCUGGCCAGCUGAUCCGUUCCUUGCCACCCGAGGAUCUGCCAAAGGUGAGAGCAAAGGUAGCAGCCUUGGAGACGCUGAAGGGCCAACGGACAGACAUGGCGCUGCAGAGAGCCUGGGAUGGCAACUAUGUGAAACGAGACCGGCCAGAGUUGGCAAGCUUCUUUACGUUGGCAUCCAGCGAGCUGCAGCGUAAGGACAAGUUCAUGAAUGUGCUCUUCUCGUGCCAUGUGCGCAAGAUAAACCGCUUCAACAAGGCAGAGGACCGUGCCAUCCUCAUCACGGACCGCCACCUUUACAAGAUGGACCCCCUGAAGCAGUACAAAGUGAUGAAGAGCAUUCCUCUGUAUAACGUUAGUGGCCUCAGCGUGACACCUGGGAAGGACCAGCUGGUAGUCUUCCAUACCAAGGACAACCGUGACCUCAUCGUGUGCCUACAGGGCAUAGAGCCAGCUGGAGAAAGUCGCAUAGGAGAGCUUGUGGGCGUCAUCGUCAGCCACUUUAAGAGUGAGAUGCGCAAAAUCCAAGUGAACACGUUGAACCCGAUCCAGUGCAGCAUGCAUGGCAAGAAGUGCACCGUCGCCGUGGAGACCAAGAUCAACCAAUCACAGCCUGAUUUUGUCAAGAGUCGUUCGGGGUACAUCCUGUCUGUGCCCGGGAACUGAAGAGGCGGGGUGGGGGGGGAGGGGGCUUCCUGUGCCAGCACUUAGAAGAUUCCAGAACUUUCAGGCGGUACCUGUGGGCAAAUGGGGUGUGGGGAGGCAAUGGGGCAGAAGUGAAGCCCCCCCUGCAUAUACAGAAAGGCAGAACUGCAAAUCAGACUGGCACUGCAGAACCCCCCACCCCCACAAUGUCCCCACUAUGUUAAGGGGUCACCCAUACACACCCCCGUUAAAUUGACGAUGGGAUGAAGUGUCCCUAAGAUGGACCCCACCUGCCCAGCCGCCUUUACUGCUCCUGCGGGCACAAUGCUGCUGGUCAGCUGCCUUAUGCCCACCCCUUCAUUUUUUAUUUUUAAUCUUUUUUGCACUUUUCCCCUCCGAUGUGCCUUAAUUCUUCUGAAGUGCCUAGCUGUUGACAUGGAGGUGGGCACUUGGUUUGGCAGCAGCAGUGAAGACGCCCAGCAAGGAGCCACACAGUGGGUGCCAGGGUGCUCUGCCAGGGGCCUGGGAGAACGGCUCUGUCGCGUUUCUACUUUUAAUAAAAGUUCAUAUUAAUAAAAUGA